GCCAUUUUCACUGCCUUCUGCGGUCAUGUGACCUUGGUUUGCGAAAGAGGCUGAAAGUGUCAGGAAGGAUUGCAGCAUGGGUUUCGUCUCAGCAGGAGGGCUGCUCUGCACUGCUCUGAUUCUCACCACUCUGCGGCCUUGUAUAGCGGAGGAGCCGAGGAGCCCGCCUAACAAGAUAGCAAUUGUAGGUGCUGGAAUCGGAGGUUCAUCCGCUGCCUAUUUUCUGCGUCAGACGUUUGGCAAACAUGUCCAGAUUGACUUAUAUGAGAAAGAAGAGGUUGGGGGUCGACUGGCUACUUUGGAGAUGGAGGGGAACCUCUAUGAGGCCGGGGGGUCUGUUAUUCAUCCACUGAAUAUCCACAUGAAAACUUUUGUGAAAGAGCUGGGUCUGUCGCCUCGCUCACCCUCGAAUAGUCUGGUUGGGAUCUACAAUGGAGAGCAGUUUGUUUUCCAAGAAAGCGAAUGGUUCCUGAUUAAUGUCAUAAAAAUGCUGUGGCAGUAUGGGCUGAAUUUCCUGCGAAUGUACAUGUGGGUGGAAGACAUAAUGCAUAAGUUCAUGAGGAUUUAUCGCUAUCAAACCUUCGAGUAUUCAUUCUCCAGCACAGAGUCUUUGCUUCAUGCUAUGGGCGGGCGAGACUUCACUGCAUUCCUAAACACAACAAUCAGCGAGACGCUGGAGAAAGCUGGCUUCUCGCACAGAUUCAUUGAAGAGAUAGUGACUCCCGCCAUGCGAGUCAACUAUUUGCAAGGAGUCAAAAUUAACAGCUUUGUCGGUGCUGUGUCUCUGGCUGGCACUGACUCUGGCCUCUGGUCUGUAGAAGGUGGUAACAAGCUCGUAUGUACAGGUCUACUCUAUGCUUCCAAUGCCAAUCUAAUUCGCGGCACUGUCACAUCGGUGCAAGAGAAAACUCGUUCACUGAAAUCUGGAGAUACUCUGAAAUUUUAUGAGGUGAAUUCUGAGACGGACAAUGGUUCCCAACAGGUGCUGUACGACAUUGUUAUCAUUGCAGCUCCACUUAACAAAGGACUUUCCAGCAUAAAAUUCCUAAACUUUGAUCCUCCCAUCGAGACCUUUUUCAAGCCCUACCAGCAAACAGUCACUACUUUCAUCCAUGGGCAGCUUAACGCUUCAUUUUUUGGGUGCCCAGAGCCUUGUUCAAAUGAACUGUCUGAUAUCCUAACCACAGAUAACCCCAAUCUGUUUAUUAACAGCAUUCGUGCUGUGUCUCCAGUGAAAUCUACAGGAGAAGACGCCUCAAAAUCUACAGACCUUAAAGUGUGGAGGGUGUUCUCGCCUGAGCCUCUGACCAAGGAUCAACUGCAUCUGCUGUUCAAGUCUUACCACGCUGUUAGCUCAAAGACAUGGCUGGCAUAUCCUCGAUACAACCCCCCAGAAAAGAUGCCUCCCAUCAUUCUUCAUAACAGGAUCUACUAUAUCAACAGUAUCGAGUGGGCAGCUAGUGCCAUGGAAAUGAGCGCUGUCUCAGCCAAGAAUGUGGCCCUGCUCUCCCACCAUCGAUGGUAUGGCAAAGAUCAAAAGAUUGACCAGGAGAAUAUAUCAGAGAAGCUCAAGUCCGAGUUGUAAUUGGUUUCCUCUAUAAAGAGGCUAAGUGGUCUAUUUUGUUCUUUUUUCCCUUUUUUAAUUUAAAGGGAAAUACUUAAUGCCUUUGAUAACUAGAAAAAAUUAUUUUAGUAUAUGGGGUGAAACACAUUAAAGGAGAAGGAAAGUCAACAAUCACUGGGGGGUGGUACCAAAAGUUAGCCCCUCCCCUUCCCCAGCGAUUGUUUUCACUUACCUGAUAGAACUGUCCCAAGGUAUCAGAAGAAAUCUGACCCUGCCUGGGAUUCUUCUAAGCAAGCGCCACGGAGCUUCUUCCUCCUGCUUCUUUUUUUCGUGUGGUGUGCCUGUGGAGUAGAGUGAAUAGGCGAAGUUUAACAAAAAGCCGUAUUUUUCACUCUACUGCACAUGCGUCUGCCCUGGGAUAGCAAAGAAAGAAGAAUAGUGGAGGAUUGCUCUGUGGUGCGUGCUGAAAGGAUACACUGGGGCUGGUGAACGAGCUAAAGAUUGUAAGUUUGCGGAGAGGUGGUUAUUAUGGCUGCAGCGGUUCAGGUGCGGGUAUACCUGUGGGUCGGGUAUCUAAAUGUCUAAUCUUAUGCAAUAUUGUCUACUUUGCUCCUUUUUAAAGUUUUAUGAAACCCGUUUCUGCCCGCCCACUUUUGAUGACGUCACUUCCGGUUUGCAGCACUGUCACUUCCUGUUUGAUGGUCGGUGGGUUGCGGACAAGGCAGUUGCGGGUCCGGGUUGGGUAGCGGAUCCAAGUGGCUAAAUACGCGGGCUGUGGUUCGGGCUGUGGUUCGGGCUGUGGUUCGGGCUGUGGUUCGGGCUGUGGUUCGGGCUGUGGGUCAGGGUUGGGUCAGGGUCUUAGAAAUUGGUUCCACGCAGGACUCUAGCUGCAGAUAUACUUUGUCUCUAGAGGGUCAGAAUUUAAAGACAAAAUGUAAAUAAAAAUGUAUAUUGGAAAUUUCGUUUAGGCCAUAUACUAAAAAAAAGGGAUAAUUUGCAGUAUUCCACACCUCUACUGCUAUGGUCUUGUAGAGCACAACUACUGUCACUAGGUGCUGCUGAAUUUUCAGCAUCACCUUGUGACCAGAGAACCCCUAAUUAAUUGUUCUGCA
Molecule: messenger RNA, 2676 nt
Organism: Xenopus laevis (African clawed frog)
Lineage: Eukaryota; Metazoa; Chordata; Amphibia; Anura; Pipidae
Gene: pcyox1.L
Product: prenylcysteine oxidase 1 L homeolog
Exons: 6
Coding region: 77-1585 (502 amino acids)
Biological process (GO): prenylated protein catabolic process; prenylcysteine catabolic process
Cellular component (GO): lysosome
Molecular function (GO): prenylcysteine oxidase activity; oxidoreductase activity, acting on a sulfur group of donors, oxygen as acceptor
Source: RefSeq, a predicted model, not a curated record